AUGGAGGAACGAGCGCCUCUCAUCGUAUUCAACGCCAUCAGGAAGCCCGAUGGCAUCGCCCACGGCGAGGACGAAUCCAGGAGGUCGAGUUUGGCGACAGCAGUCGAGGAGAUUCCUGAAACACCCUGCAAAGAAUUGCGCCCAGAGCGCAAAGAUCGGUUCGAGGGUGUGAGGACGUGCCUAUGUAAGGUUCGAACCCCGAUACUCGUCGUGGUGUUAUCGAUUUUGGUGGUGUGGGCAACAAAUGUUGUUGGAAUAACGUAUCUGUCUAAUAUCAUUUAUCGGGCUUGUCAGAUGCCCGGCGUGCCUACCAUUGCCUCGCAAUUCCCAAUGGGUUUGUGCAGCUUGGCACCACCGUCAGACCAAACCUUUGCCAAGGUGUUGGAUGCCCAAGUCAAGUACGAAAAGAUAUUCAAGUACAUCGAGAAGCGGGCGACUCUUCCGGACAGGAUGACCGAGACUGCCAAGAGAGUAGACACCAAAGUCGAUCAAUCGAGUUUUGACGAGGAAAGAAGUGAGACGCCUACUAUCUACUCUUUAGAAAGUAAGUUUUUCCAUAGUGCCGAGUUUAGUCACGCCGUGCUGGACCUGGGCUCCUUUCUAAAGCAGGCCAAAGAGACGGCGCAACGGCUCGUGGUUGCAAACCAGGUGGCCAAGGCAUCUCUGCAGGCUCUCAUAUCGAAAAAGACCCGCUGGAAAUUCCUCAACACGGACCCGUUUCGUACUUGGGAAGUCUCGAAGAUUCACGAUGGCCUCACAGAAACCUCGAUGGAGCAGAUAAUUCUGGUCAUUGACCGGGCCGAGGUGGCCAGAAAGAAGAUUGAGGAUCUCGAGGAUGGGAUUCAGACCACCGAGACGAGCACUGUAUACGGCCACUUUCCUGCUCGAGACUUUUCGGUCCAUCUACAAGAAGCGCACGCACUCCUUGAAAUUGUCAGAGACGGCACUGAAAAAAUCAAGAAUGACAUUUCCAAGGCGCAAAAGCACUGUCGUUUCUUCAAAAAGGCAUCGCAUACGGACAAACAGAAGAUGGAACUAGAGUCCAUGAUAACAAUAUGGACCAACCAGUUGGAUCAUAACAUCCGUUUAUUGGGCGAGGCGUUGAAGGGGCCACGAUUUGUGGAAGCCACUGCAUCAUCCAAGACAUUUGGCACCAUUGACCCCUUAUUCACAACGACUCCGUCAUUAACACCAAGUCUUUCUCCAACAAGUUUCGAUACAUAA
This is a messenger RNA of Pestalotiopsis fici W106-1, 1224 nucleotides long. RefSeq lists its product as uncharacterized. Lineage: Eukaryota; Fungi; Ascomycota; Sordariomycetes; Amphisphaeriales; Sporocadaceae. The coding region runs from base 1 to 1224 and encodes 407 amino acids. The record is from RefSeq and is a predicted model, not a curated record. The transcript is spliced from 2 exons.